AUGACGGUAUUCAACAGGUCCAGACCUGAGUCGCAGCAGACGAUGACUGGCCUUGACGACGAGGAGUAUGCACAGAAAGGACUUGUUGAGCCUCGGUAUAUGGGUACGCUGGCAGAUCGGCGUGAUAUGAAUGCUCUUGGUCGAGUGCAGGUUUUACGAAGAAACUUUCGGUUUAUCUCUAUUGUUGGAUUUGGGUGCACUUUGAUCUGCACAUGGGAGGUUAUUCUGACAUUGCUGGCAGCUGGCCUGACCGACGGCGGUACAGCGGGCUUGAUAUGGGGGUUCAUCGGCGUCUCGACCGGGUUUACCCUUGUCUAUGCCAGCAUUGCUGAGAUGGCUUCGAUGGCCCCCACUGCCGGUGGACAGUAUCAUUGGGUGUCUGAGUUCGCACCAAAGAGAGGACAGAAGUAUCUCAGCUAUAUCACAGGAUGGCUUUCUGCAAUGGGGUGGCAAUGCGCCAUUGUGUCCAUCGCCUACCUCGCCGGCACAAUCAUUCAAGGCCUGAUCGUCUUGAACCGGCCAGACUAUGACUUCCAACGAUGGCAUGGAACCAUGCUAGUAAUUGCCAUCUCGACAUUCUCAAUCCUGUUCAACACAUUCCUAGCCAAGAAUCUUCCCUUUGUAGAAGGGCUGAUCUUAAUCAUUCAUAUUGUUGGCGUGUUCGCGAUCAUUAUCCCGUUGUGGGUACUCGCACCACGGAACAAUGCCCACGCAGUUUUCACUACGUUCAACAAUGGGGGCGGCUGGGAUAACGCUGGGACAGCCACAUUGGUCGGUUUAUCUACUACCAUAACAUCCAUGCUUGGUUAUGAUUGCUCGGUUCAUAUGUCUGAGGAAAUCAAAGAUGCAUCAGAGACACUCCCAAAGGCAAUGAUGACCUCUGUUGCCGUCAACGGCGUGUUGGGAUUUAUCAUGCUGGUCACACUGUGCUUCACACUAGGCGAGGUCGACGGAAUCCUAGAUACUCCGACAAGAUUCCCGUUUAUCCAGAUCUUCUACAAUACCACGGGCAGCCUCGCGGCGACAAACGCCAUGACGGCCGUGCUGGUGGUAACGCUGACCGCUAGCACAAUCACCGAAGUCGCGACGGCAUCGCGUCAGCUCUGGUCGUUUGCCCGGGACGAGGGGCUACCCUUUUCGUCAUUUUUCGCAUAUGUCACCCCAGGCUGGAACAUCCCCCUGAACUCCGUAAUGGUGUCUCUAGUCAUUACAAUCCUACUAUCGAUGAUCAACAUCGGGUCGGAGGUCGCUCUAAACGCUGUUAUUUCACUCACCAUCACAUCCCUAUUGUCCGCGUACAUCAUCUCAAUCGGAUGCGUAUUCCUAAAACGGGUUCGGGGCGAGCCGCUUCCACACCAUCGGUGGUCACUCGGGAAAUUUGGCAUGGCGGUGAAUCUUGGGGCGUUGGCGUUCCUCUGUCCACUUUAUGUCUUUGCGUUCUUUCCCCUGACAACGGAAGUUACGGUUGAAACGAUGAACUGGAGCGUGGCGAUGUAUGUUGGCAUCGUUGGAUCUGCGACAAUUUAUUAUCUGGUUCUGGGGAGGCAUCAUUUUAUUCCGCCUGUGGCUUUGGUUCAUCGGGAUGAAAAUAGUUAA
Penicillium hordei is the source of this 1596-nucleotide messenger RNA. Its product is annotated as putative GABA permease. The transcript is spliced from 7 exons. The coding region runs from base 1 to 1596 and encodes 531 amino acids. Gene Ontology annotation, cellular component: membrane. Lineage: Eukaryota; Fungi; Ascomycota; Eurotiomycetes; Eurotiales; Aspergillaceae. Gene Ontology annotation, biological process: transmembrane transport. The record is from RefSeq and is a predicted model, not a curated record. Gene Ontology annotation, molecular function: transmembrane transporter activity.